Dunckerocampus dactyliophorus (ringed pipefish) is the source of this 5284-nucleotide messenger RNA. RefSeq names its product valosin containing protein (p97)/p47 complex interacting protein 1 (gene vcpip1). Gene Ontology annotation, biological process: protein ubiquitination; Golgi reassembly; protein K11-linked deubiquitination. Gene Ontology annotation, molecular function: cysteine-type deubiquitinase activity. Lineage: Eukaryota; Metazoa; Chordata; Actinopteri; Syngnathiformes; Syngnathidae. The record is from RefSeq and is a predicted model, not a curated record. The coding region runs from base 129 to 3569 and encodes 1146 amino acids. The transcript is spliced from 3 exons.
UUCGCAAGAGUCGGUGGCUGAAGAAAGCAGCCGCUUCCGUGUUGUUCUUGUUUGCUAGCAGCGUCUGACAGCUUCGCGACUAGCAUGCCUUUGUGAAGCUGACACUUCCACAACUUUCUCGUCCCGAAAUGUCGCUGCUGCAGAGCUCAAAAAAGAAAGACAAACGUAUUUUGUCCGCCACCUGUCCGGACCCCAAGUGUCGGGCGAGCCUCUUCUUCCCCGCUCACGGCUCCGUUAGCAUCGAGUGCACUGAGUGUGGCCAGCGGCACGAACAGAAGAAUCUACUCAACGUCCAGGAGGUGACCGAUCCAGAUGUGGUGCUCCACAACCUUCUCCGAAACGCACUGCUGGGCGUCACGGGCGCCCCAAAGAAAGGCACCGAGCUGGUCAAGGUGAUGGGGCUGUCCAACUACCACUGCAAGCUGCUGUCUCCCGUUCUGACCCGCUACGGGAUGGAUAAACAAACCGGCAGAGCCAAGCUACUAAAAGAUAUGAACCAAGGUGAGAUGUUUGACUGCUCUUUGCUGGGGGACAGGGCCUUUCUGAUUGAACCGGACCACGUGUCUACAAUGGGCUAUGGUAAGGACCGCUCGGGUAGCCUCAUCUACCUCCACGACACCCUGGAGGAGGUCAAGAGAGCCAACGGCAACAGGGAAUGUCUGAUUCCUGUUCAUGUCGACGGAGACGGCCACUGCCUGGUCCAUGCCGUGUCCAGGGCACUAGUGGGCCGAGAGCUGUUCUGGCAUGCCUUGCGUGAGAACCUGAAGCAGAACUUCAAGCAGAACCUGGACCGCUAUAAGGCCUUGUUUCAGGAUUUCAUCGACGCUGCCGAGUGGGAGGAUAUCAUCAAUGAGUGCGACCCUCUGUUUGUCCCGCCCGAAGGUGUCCCACUGGGACUCCGCAACAUCCACAUUUUUGGACUAGCCAACGUCCUGCACCGGCCCAUCAUCUUGCUGGACUCCCUCAGCGGCAUGAGGAGCUCUGGAGAUUAUUCGGCCACCUUCCUGCCCGGCCUGGUUGCUGAGGAGCAAUGCAGGGCCAAAGACGGGAAGCUCAACAAACCCAUCUGCAUUGCCUGGAGCAGCUCCGGCCGGAAUCACUACAUCCCGCUGGUGGGAAUCAAGAACACUAUACUGCCCAGGCUGCCGGCCCACCUACUUCCCAAAGCCUGGGGUGUCCCCCAGCAGCUCAUCAGGAAGUACAUCAAGCUGGAGGCAGACGGGAGCUGCGUGAUUGGCGGCGACCGCAGCCUGCAGGACAAAUAUGUGAUGCGGCUGGUGGGCGCCAUGGAGGAGGUGUUCAUGGAGAAGCACAGCAUCCACCCGGCACUGGUGGCCGACAUGCACCAGUGGGUCUAUCGUCGCACUGGCGUAAUUGGCAUCCAGCCCGAAGAAGUGACUGAAGCGGCCAGGAAGUCUGUGAUGGAGAACCGCUUGCAUCGCUGCCUGAUCUGUGGCGCCCUCUCCGAGCUGCAUGUGCCAGCCGACUGGCUGGUGCCGGGCGGGAAGCUUUACAACUUGGCCAAGUCCACACACGGCCAGCUGCGACCUGACAAGAACUAUAGCUUCCCACUCAACAACAUUGUGUGCUCCUAUGACCCCCACAGCGACGCCCUCCUUCCAGACUACAAGCUGAGCUCCCUCAACACCUGCAACUGGUGCCACGGAACGUCGGUCCGCCACAUCCGUGGGGACGGCCUAGUGGUCUAUCUGGACGGGGACCGAACCAACACCCGCUCCCAGGGUGGCAAAUGCGGCUGCGGCUUCAAGCACUUCUGGGAAGGGAAGGAGUACGACAACCUCCCAGAGGCCUUCCCCAUCACGCUGGAGUGGGGGGGUCGGAUGGUCCGGGAGACGGUACACUGGUUCCAGUAUGAAAACGAUCCGGCAUUGAACAGCAAUGUGUACGACGUGGCUAUGAAGUUGGUCACCAAGCACUUCCCGGGCGAGUUCGGCAGCGAGAUCUUGGUACAAAAAGUGGUCAACACUAUCCUGCAUCACACUGCCAAGAAGAACCCAGACGAGUACAACCCGGUGGCUGUGGACGGCAUCCAUGUCCAGCGCCUCACUGACUCCUCAGAGAGUCAACAGGCACAGGACCCACCCACCAAGAUCAUCCUGACAGGUCAGAAGGCCAAGACACUCCACAAGGAGGAGCUGACCAUGAGCCAGGCUGAGCGCAGCCUUCAGCAGAGCAUCAGUGAGCAGGCCUCUGUCAUGCAGCGCCGCCGGACUGAGAAGAUUAAGCAGGACCAGAAGGACCGCGGCAGGCCCAUGUCUCCCGGCGGUCCUCAGGAAACCUCUGCCUCCUCCUUGGCGCCAGCCACUCCCACCAAGUCCUCUGUCGCCCCUGCCUCAUCCACCAGUCAGAAGAAGAUCCGCGUGAGCACCAGCGACGGCAGGACGGCCACGCUGACCUUGCAGGCCCGCACGUCCUUCUCAGAACUCCGGAGCAGCAUCGCCGAGCACUUUGGUGUGCCGCCCGCCCAGCAGUGCAUCCGCUAUGGCUUCCCUCCUAAAGAGCUGUUGCCACCUGGCCCCAACAAAGAGAACGAGCCGGUGGUGCUGCAGCACGGCGACCGAGUGACGCUGGAGAUACUGAGGGGCCCUGGCGACAAGAACCCCACGACCACCGGACCUGGGGCCUCCGGGUCGCACGCGGCAAAGAGCCAGGAUGCUGUGGCAUCCGGCAGGACAAGCGGCCGCGACCUUCAAGACAGCAUUGACCUUGAGAUGUCGUCCCUCUGUCUCCUAGCAACUUUGAUGGGUGAGGACGUUUGGUCGUAUGCUAAGAAGCUGCCUCACUUGUUCCAGCAGGGCGGUGUCUUCUACAACAUUGUCAAGAAGGACAUGGGGCUUAUGGAUGGGAAGCACUGCACGCUGCCUCACCUGACAGGCCGGACCUUUGUGUACAAUGCGGCCGAGGAGCGUGUGGAGCUGUGCGUGGACGCUGCCGGUCACUUUGCAGUGGGUGCCGAUGUGGAGGAGCGUGUGAAGGACGCACUGGCGCAGCUGAGUUCGGAAGCGGCCUCCAGGGGAAGCAGAGAGGGCAGCCCAUCGCAUGGUAUGCUUCGGCUGGGCAGCGGAGGCGUGGUGCGCAAGAAGGAGCCACUGCACGCUGUCACCGCCUUCCAGGGCAAAGGUCACUCACUGGGUAGCAGAGGGUCCUCCCCUUCUGAUCACCGGCCAAUCACUCGCCAGCAUAGCAGCGGCGUGGACCUCAGCGCCAGCGUGUCUCGCGGCCCGCCCGACUUGUCGGACAUCCCCAAGGAUGCCACCAAGGAGCUGGUGCGCAUGGCGCCUGGCUUUGUGACGGUGAAGGAUGGCCGCAGCCUGGAUCCCGCCCUCAUGGAGCAGCAGCGCAGGAAGCUGCAGGAGAUGGUCUCCUCCAUCCAGGCGUCUAUGGAGCGCCACCUGCGCCAGCAGCAGAGGGGUGAGGCCACCCCCGAGCGGACGGUUGGUGACCGGGAGGAGGAGGAAGCUGCGGCCGCUCUGGUGUCGUGCAAACCGGACGAGGAGGAGAUGGAGAGCCAGGAUGGAGAGCAGGGAGAACCCAUGGACCACUCUUGAUCUUAGCCCCGCCUCCUCAAUGCCACACUGCCACCUGCAGGUGAAAAGACUGCAGGUCAGCUCUGCUUUGGUCCGCUGUCUUUUCUUCAUUUGUCUGCAUGUCUCCACAACCUAUGACACAUGGCCGACUGGGGGCGGAGCCUGUGAACUGUAUGUAAUGGCCGUUGAUGCUCGCCAACGCACUGACAUCGCACUGUGUAUGUGUUUGUGUGUGUGUGUGUGUGUGUGUGUGUGUGUGUGUGUGUGUGUGUGUGUGAGCGAGCGUGUGUGUGUGUGUGCGCGCGUGUGGCAGACUGCCUCUCAGCUGUCAGAAGGUGAAAGUUCAGCACUUGAUUCCUGCUUUGUGAAAGAGUUAUUUGCCUUUUUUGGGAAGGUAGCAUCACCUCCCUCUUGACAAGGUUAACAAAUGCAGUUUCGUUAUCUGUGGUGGGGUGGAGCUUGCGGGGAAACUGCACUGCAUGCAGCCGAAGAGACGUAGCAUUAGCUUCAUGAAGCGUGCCCUCCAAGUGUGAUGAUCGGUGGGCUCUACACAGUCAAAUGUAAUGUUGCCAACAUUAUCAGCACACAUUGAUGUUUAAUGAGCUCAGCCUGUUCACUUUGUUGCCUGCUGCGCAUCUGCAUUUGUUUCUGUGUUGUCAUGGAGACGAGCAAGAAGCAAGCAAGAUGGUGGCUCAUCAGAGUUAAUGAAUUAAUCACUCUUGAAAAAGACCAUUAAAGGCUGUUACCAAAUGUUCUGCUGUUGUUCUUGAAAGAAAAGAUGAGGACUUGUUAAGGACUUAAAGGUGUGACACAUGUCCUUUAUUGUUAGCCAAGUCUUAUCUAAGACAAAGCUACCUAAUUAAAACUUUUUUGGAAUUACUGAACUCCUCCACAGUCCUAUGCAAAUCUAUGCUUGUAGUAUCCAGCGGUCACCAAAGGGGGCACUGACAACAUCAAAGUGAAAGUAAACACUGGUAUGAAAAUGAAGUUUAAUCAAAAUGAGCAUUAUCUGAAAUUAAUAUAUUUACUUUGUAUUGUUGCUUCCAUGAAACAGUACAGCUAAUGUUAGCAUAAACUUCACGACAAUACAGCCCUGAUAUUAACAUUGAAUAUUUUGCUGUUUUACUUUCAAGGUUUUCUCUCGUUUGAUGAGUCAACAAGUCAUUUGUACACAAACGUGGUUGUUCACUGCAGCUCUGAUCUGCUUUUGCCGCUUGUUUGUUUGGUGAAUUUACAAUAAAAUCACUAAGCUUUACAAUAAAACCUCUAAGAACUACUUGGUUUUUGUUUGUCAGUUUUCAGGAAAUGUGUCGUCAUCCAAACACACACACACACACACACACACACACACACACACAAAGUGCUGCUGUAAUGUUGAGUUUAUUUUGAAAUGCAUUAUUUUGUUUUGAAAUGUACCGAAUGGGAAGUUUUACUGUUAACUCCGUUAGUUUAGUACAGAGACGACGGUUAGGUGGCACUUAUGCACACUUACGAAGAGAACAAUAAGUAAAAACGACAUUAUAAGACGUUAAAAGGAAGAAAAUGACUCAACACUGUAAAGUACAGCAUUGUAUGCAAACAGAUUGUCUCUGUGGAAUGACACUGCCGUUGAUUUAGAAGCAUGCUAAAGUGGUCAGUGUCUAUGCAUAUUCAAUAUUAGCCUCGAUGCUAAACAGUGCUGUUGUCCAAUUGAUGUAUAAUUGUCGUUUUAUUUUAUUUAUGUAUGUACUUUAUUC